This is a messenger RNA of Saccharomycodes ludwigii, 4851 nucleotides long. RefSeq names its product chromatin-remodeling ATPase INO80 (gene INO80). The transcript has a single exon. Lineage: Eukaryota; Fungi; Ascomycota; Saccharomycetes; Saccharomycodales; Saccharomycodaceae. Gene Ontology annotation, molecular function: DNA binding; ATP hydrolysis activity; ATP-dependent chromatin remodeler activity. The coding region runs from base 1 to 4851 and encodes 1616 amino acids. The record is from RefSeq and is a predicted model, not a curated record. Gene Ontology annotation, biological process: DNA repair. Gene Ontology annotation, cellular component: Ino80 complex.
AUGUCUCUUAGUGCUUUAUUAAAUGAUGACUCUUCGUCUGCUCUUUCUUCCCGGUUGCAUUCAUCAAUGGAUGAAUCUCAAGAAAGCUCCCUCAUCCCAGAUGAAAAAUUUCAAUUAAACACUAAAUAUGAAAAUUCAAUAAAAGACAAGUCCACGGCUAUUGAAAAAUUCAAAAUGAAUUUGGAUUUAUUAAAAAAAAGAGAUGCUCAAGAAUUACUGGUUCAAAACUGGAAUUUUAUUAGUUUUCAAGAACUGGAAUUAAUCAAUGAGUGGAAUUCUCAACUAAAAGAAAUAUUUGAUCACCAACACCUGAAUAAGGAAAAGGAGAAAGAGAAAGAAAAAAUCGAGCAAGAAAAUAAGAACAGAUUGAUUAGAGAUAAUCAAGGGGAAGAAGAAGAAAAAGAAAAAGACGACGAAAAAGAAGAAGAAGAGGAAGAGGAGGAAGAAGAAGAAGAAGCAGAAGAUGAAAAAGAAAUAAAUGAAGAAGGAAAAGAAGAAAUUACUCCCGGUAAUCAUAUUCCAAUGAAAGACUCGAUUAAGAAAGAAAGUAGUACCGGGAUAGAUUUAUUGUUAGAUAAUAUGGAAAGCAUCGAUAAAGAAUGGGAAAAUUUCAUGGAAUAUAAAAACUCAAAGGAUUCUAUUAGAAAAGAGUAUACUGCAAGUUUAACCAAGAAAGAUAGAAGGAGAACAAGAAGGAAUACUAGAAAAAAGUCAAUAAACGAUGAUAAGACAACUGCCACUGUUGUUGCUUCAACGGUUAAGCAUAGUAAGAAAGGCUCCAAAACUGCCGCUCCCGAUUCUACUAAUACAUCUCCUAAGGGUAAAAAAUUUAAGAUACAACCUGUAUCCUCAUCUUCACCAACUACAGUGUCAAUUAAGCCAACACCUGAAGAUCCUGAUAAUAUAAAAAGAAACUCUUUACAUGAGAGAUUCAUUGCAAACAUAUACGGUAAAAAAAGAACAUUAAAAAAAAACAAUCAUUCACAAACUUCAAGCGAAUCGUCCAAUGCAACCUUUACUACCGGCAGUAACCAUAGCAAUCCUAGACUAAAAGUUGUUGAAAUUAAUAAUGGUUUUGGUCGCAGAUUGAGAACUGACCGCCAAUUAAGGAAUAAAGGCAAAAACAGACAUCGUGAAGGAAAAUAUGCAGAUGAAUCUGAAAGUGACGAAGAAGGAGAAAAAGAAGAUGAGAAAGAUGACAACGACGAGGAGCAACAACAACAACAACAACAAGAAGAAGAAGAAGAAGAAGAAGAAGAAGAAGAAGAAGAAGGAGAAGAUAAUCCACCGCAUGAACAUACCGAUACUGACUCUAUUGAUCAGGAAAACACAAAAAAAAUUAUUAUUAGACCAUCUCCUUUAACAGAAGAAGAAAAAAAUAGAUUAGAGAUUAAAAGAAUUGUGAAUAAAAAUAAAAAAAAGAUGGAUGCGGAAAGAAAAAGAAGAUUUACGCAUUGCACCAUUAUAUCACAUGAUGAAGACAAAUUUGAAUUAAAAAUAGUAUUAAAACAACAACACGUCAAAAUUUAUAAGAGGCAUCUAAGAGAAGUUGCUGCUGUGGAAAAGGCAAAACAUGCUGCUAUUAAAAAAGCAGCAGCGGCGGCAGCAGCUAUUGCAAGUAAAAACAACAACAAGAGAAAGCGUAACAAUAAUAUCAAGGACGAAGAUGGUAACAGUGAUCAAACUGUUUCCAAAAAUGAUGAGCCAAAGAACUAUGAGGAUGAAGAAGAUGGUACUAAGAUGAGAAGGCUAAAUGAUGAUAACGACUUGAGUACUGUUGAUACUCCUAUAGUCAAUGCUAACAAUAGUAAAGAUGGAUUACCUACAUAUGGUAUGAAAAUGUCUGCUAAGGAAGCUAGGGCAAUUCAAAGACACUACGAUAACACCUAUUUCACUAUAUGGAAAGAUAUGGCUCGUAAGGACUCUGCAAAAACCUCGAGAUCAUUACAGCAAAUGCAACAAAUUAGAAGUCAAAAUCUGAAAAAAACUUCCUCUUUAGUCGCUAGAGAGGCUAAAAGAUGGCAAGUGAAAAACUCUAAACAAGUCAAGGACUUAAUAAGUAGGGCCAGAAGAGGAGUCAGAGAAAUGUCUAGUUUUUGGAAGAAAAAUGAACGAGAGGAAAAAGAUAUCAAGAAGAGAAAAGAAAAAGAAUUGUUGGAUCAGGCUAGAAAAGAGGAAGAAGAAAGAGAAAAAGUUAGACAGGCAAAGAAAUUGGAAUUUUUAUUGACCCAGACUGAAUUAUAUUCUCAUUUCAUUGGCAGCAAAAUUAAAACAAAUGAAAUCGAGGGCGAUAUGGGAGAAAAAACUGCUACUGGUGCUACUUUAAGUAAUAUUGAACUAUCCGUUGAGACUGCUAAAAAGAAUGAUCAUAGAAGUAUGGAUUUUGAUGAAGAAACUAACGACAGUUUGAAUCGUAAAGCUUUGGAAAAUGCAUCCAAUGCAUUAAAGGAAAACCAGGAAAGAGCCAAAGAAUUUGACGAUAAAAAUCCAGGUGAUGAUGAAGAAUUAAAUUUUACCAAGCCGUCCACUUUAGAAAACGCUGUUAUUGAACAACCAAAGAUAUUAUCAUGCACAUUAAAAGAAUACCAAUUGAAGGGACUUACUUGGUUGGCUAAUUUAUAUAGCCAUGGUAUUAAUGGUAUUUUGGCAGAUGAAAUGGGUUUGGGUAAAACCGUACAAUCAAUUUCUAUUUUGGCACACUUAGCUGAAAAGUAUAAUAUUUGGGGUCCAUUUUUAGUUGUUACCCCCGCUUCCACUUUACAUAAUUGGGUCCAGGAAAUUUCGAAAUUUGUGCCCGAUUUCAAAAUCUUACCAUACUGGGGUAAUGCUAAUGAUCGUAAGGUUUUACGUAAGUUUUGGGAUAGGAAGCAUUUAAGAUACGACAAAAACUCUCCUUUCCAUAUAAUGAUUACCUCCUACCAAAUGGUUGUUUCUGAUGCAGCCUAUUUACAAAAAAUGAAGUGGCAGUAUAUGAUUCUAGAUGAGGCACAAGCUAUUAAAUCUUCACAGUCUUCUAGGUGGAAGAAUUUAUUGAGUUUCCAUUCACGUAACAGAUUACUAUUAACUGGUACACCAAUUCAAAAUAACAUGGAUGAACUAUGGGCUUUAUUACACUUUAUCAUGCCAACAAUUUUUGAUUCGCCAGAAUUUUUCAGUGAAUGGUUUUCUAAAAAUAUUGAGGCACAUGCCAAGUCUAACACUCAAUUAAACACCCAACAAUUAAGCCGUUUACAUCUAUUGUUAAAACCUUUUAUGCUAAGACGUAUUAAAAAGAAUGUUCAGUCCGAGUUGGGUGAUAAAAUUGAAAUCGACGUGAUAUGUGAUUUGACUCAAAGACAAUUGAAGUUGUACAACGUUUUGAAAUCGCAAAUGAGCAGUAGUAACUAUAAAGAUAUCGAAAAUGCUGUAACUGCAUCUGCUGAUAGCUCUACUGGUAGCGAUUCAAGAUUGGCCAAUGCGGUAAUGGAAUUUCGUAAAGUUUGUAAUCAUCCAGACUUAUUUGAAAGAGACGAUGUUACAUCGCCCUUUUUGUUUGGCAAGUUCGGCAAAGUUCAGCAAUCUUUUAACAGAGAGGGAAAUAUCUUGGACUUUAUGUAUUCCACGGAAAAUGAAAUAGAUGUACACAUACCAAGAUUAAUAUAUGAUGAUUUGAUACUUCCAAACUUUAAAAAUGACGUUGAUUUGAAAAACAAGUUAUUCAAUAAAACAUUUAACAUUUUAGAUACCUCGAACAACGAAGAAUUAUGCUUGACUUUAUCCAUUUUGUCAGGUUUGAGUCCCGGUUCCUUGGCCAAAAUCCACAAUAAAGGUUUACUCAAUAGAGUCAUAGAUUUGGAAGAAAAUGUCAGUGACAAGUGUUCAAGACUAGAUAUAAUUUACGACGAGAACUCAGUUUCGUAUCAGAAAAAUUUGGUAGUCCCUUCUAAGCAACAGUUUCUUUACAACCAAAAAAAUGUUACUAUGGACGGAGUUUUAUGCAAUUUAAUGAACAUAAAUGAAAUGUAUCAAAAGGAACAUUACUUGCAUAAUAUGAAACCUGCCUGCGGCUUACCAGCCGCUGCGCCACCUAUCACACCCACAGUUAAUGGUUCUACUACAUUCACUAAUCAGCUACAUUAUGAUUUGUUUAAUCCAAAGAUAACAACCGCUUUUUCUGAAAUCCCACCCAUUGUACAGCAUGAUAUAAUAGAAGUUAAAAAGGUGCCAUUGGAGGAGUUGCCCAGAUGUGAAAUGUGGCCAGCCCCAUUGAAUAAGAAUUUUGUCACCAAAAACAUAUCUAUGCCUUCAAUGGAUAGGUUUAUUACAGAGUCUGCUAAAUUGAAAGCUUUAGACAAGUUGUUAAUCAAUUUAAAAGAUGAGGGUCAUCGUGUUUUAAUUUAUUUCCAAAUGACCAAAAUGAUGGAUUUAAUGGAAGAGUAUUUGACUUAUAGACAAUACAGACACAUUCGUUUGGACGGUUCUUCUAAAUUGGAAGACCGUAGAGAUUUGGUUCAUGACUGGCAAACCAAACCUGAAAUUUUUAUCUUUUUAUUGAGUACAAGAGCAGGUGGUUUAGGUAUUAAUUUAACAGCUGCUGAUACAGUUAUAUUUUAUGAUUCAGAUUGGAAUCCAACCAUUGACUCACAGGCAAUGGAUAGAGCACACAGACUAGGCCAAACAAAACAAGUUACUGUUUAUAGACUUUUAUGUCGCAACACAAUUGAAGAACGAAUGAGGGAUAGAGCUAAACAAAAGGAGCAUGUCCAACACGUUGUUAUGGAAGGUCAUGCCAAAGAAGAGAUUAUUAAAGGUAAAGAAGUUAAGGUCAGCAAUGAUAAAGAUCAUCCAAAGGCUAAUGAACAAUUAAAUUAA